AGUCAUAGAGCAUUUCUUGAAAGCAUGUUUUUUUGUUAAUUUUUGUAACUUGGUGUCCCCGAGUGUUGUUGCAAGUGCAUUCUGCAGUGAGGUAGUGUUGCAAGAGCACGACAACCACGCCAGGUGAUAAUUGUGCAGUGUAGGCCGGGCUGACUCCUCUUAUUGCUCGUUUUUGUGAGUAAGUCUUCCAGCACGAGGGAGGCCGCUAAGCUCUUAUGGCGUCUAUAAAGGAAGAGGUGGAUGGUGAUUUGCUGGCACUACAAUGGAUGGAACACUCACAGAUCUUCUGCCGGGCCAUUGGAAGCUUGCGUGGAAAGAGUGGUUACACGGAUGCAACCUUAGCAUGUGAAGGACAAUUUUAUCCAGUGCACAAAUUUGUACUAUCAACUUGCAGUGAUUAUUUCAAUGCUAUUUUUGAGUGGACUCCUUGUUUGAAUCCUGUUGUGGUUCUCAACAAUGUUUCCUGCAAGGAACUUGAGGCUAUUCUGGAUUUCAUGUAUAUUGGAGAAGUCAAUGUGUUGGAAACACAGAUUCAGGGUAUCAUUCAUGCUGCAGAGUGCCUCAGGAUUCGAGGACUAUCGAUGGUUGAUGAUGAUAAUAUUGGAACACGGUUAUCGGUGAAACCUACAGAUUUGAAUGGACCUGCCAAAAAGAGGAAACGAACAGCUGUUCGUAAGAGAUUGCCAACAAUUUCCCAGAAGCACCUUUCUCCUCCAACACACCCUCCUGAUAAUUCUAAUCCUCAUGUACCAUCUCCUCAUCCUAUAAAAUCAGAAUCUGAGUUAACUACAGAGAUAAAUUUACCCCUAGCUGUUGAUACACCCAAUGAUAUCUCCCAGUCUCACCAUUUUCAACAUUUUUCCCCAAAAUCUGAGCCCCAGACUUCCCCAGUUACAAACAGUUCGCUCUCACCAGUGCCACCUCACACUUUGCAACGGCUGGACACCUUGCCGCAUACCCAGUUGAGCUUAACCCUAAAUAAUCAUCAGCCUUCUCCCACACCACAGUAUCAGAGCCCUUCAGAUCUGCCAUCUCAUGAACACACUCAGGAAGUGAAAAUGUCCCCAUCCCUGACACCCGUUGACAAAGUUAUUCAAGAAGUAAAAUAUAUCGGUGCAAAUAGAUCACAGAUACUUGAAGCACAUCCUGAGGAUGGAUCAGUGGAAAUUCCUGACCUUUUGGACAGCCUCGUGAACCUCCGACCAUCGUAUGAUGGCAAGACGGCACAAGAAGAGACUGUAACACUUCACCCUGUGGACACAAGCGAGAAUCUGUACGCAUUUCCAGGGGAAUUUGCUGAGACUUCUACUUCCUCCCAGUCAGAUGCUCAGUAUUCAAGGGUCCCAACAAAUAUCACCGAGGUAAAAAUUGACCACAUCUCCUCUGAGCCUAUAGAACAAUAUAAAUGCCACUUCUGUAAGCGCUCAUAUCAGAGGAAAGAGAACUUAGACCGACACAUUCACACUCAUACCAAUGAGCCACACAAAUGUGAACAAUGUGAUUAUUUCUGUGAGACCUAUAAAGCAUUGCUUGAACACAAGAAAGAAGAGCAUGCAGUGAUUCAUAAAUGUCAUCUUUGUGGUUUUACCAGUCAUCGGCCCGAUUGUAUGAAGCGUCACAUCCAAACUCAUUCUACUGAGACACCUCAUAAAUGUCCGCAUUGUGGCUUUAAGGCAAAGCGUAUUGGCUAUCUUCACAAACAUAUUAAAAAUGCUCACCCAGAGAAAGUUUUGUCGACUUUGUAAAUACAGAAUAGGUGAGUUUAUAGGGAGUUAGUGUUUUGGAUUAUUCUUGUACUCUAGCCUUUUUCUAGCCUAAAUCUUCCACAAUACAAGUAGAAUUUAUGAUCUUAAAAUCACAUAGGCACUUAAUGACACCGAUAGUCUUUAGGAUAGUAACAUGUUCCUUUUAGUACUUACCCUUAAUCUUAAUUAUUUAAAAGAUUUUUUUUUGCUGUUUAAUAUGUAAACCAUUCCCUGCAAAAGUGAAACAGUACCCCAUAACUAAAUGUACAGCAUGCAUUGUAUAGUUUUAGUAUCUCUUGUAUUUUCAGAGCUCCACAUAAAAUAACUUAUGACUUGAGAGAUUUGGAGAAUUUCUUGUUUAUGCUACUUCUUCAUUAUAUCAUUUGCUACUGUGGACUCCGUAUUAAACGGUAACAAAGGGGGUCUGCAUUAUCAGUGUAAGUGAUAUGAUUGGUUAUCAUAUUUAUUUCCUCUUAUUUCAGAGGAUAAUGUAAUACACCCUUAGAAUAAUGGCAUCUAUUGUUCUGUUGUCUGAUAUAUGGACUUUACAUUGGUAGCUCCAAGUUAUUGAUUAACAAGACCAAAGGGAUUAGGCUAGUAAAGUACAAAAGUCAUUUUUUGUUAGUUGUUAAGACUGAAUAUGAGGAAAUGUUGUAAGUGGCUGUUGAUUGUCAUGUACUCAGGUGGCUUAAGAAUUCUAUAAUUCUGUGAAACAGUUAUUAAGAUUAAAAAUAUAUUAAAAUGAUAUUUACUGCAUGUUUGGUUUCAGCGGGAGCAAGGGUCUAGUAACCCUUUCUCCUGUAUACACUACUAAAGUUUUUCAUUUUGGGUCACCCUGCUUCGGUGGGAUAUGGCUGGUUUGUUAAAAGAAGAAGUUUGGUUUCGGACCAUUCUGAAUACAGAGCCAUUUCUGUAGCACCAGCCAAUGCCUUGAUAAAGGAUUCUUAAGUUAAGAGUUUGGUUAGUAAGAAUUUGAAUAUUCAUAGCCAAGUGGUAAUUGAAAUAGCUUUUCUCAAAGCCUAUGGGAUAUGCAUGUGAUGUGUUUUGAUGUGCAAGUAUUGGGAUCUUGCAGUGGCAUUGAUCUGUUAAAUAGGGAUGAAAAAGCUUAUGUGAACACUAAUCACUAAUCUGUCUUUCCUUUUGGAAAUAUAUGGAUCCAUACAUAUCAAUGUUCUUUUAGUUUUCACUGACAGCAUUUUACUAUAGUGUUUUAAUUCUGUGAUGCCAAACAUGUUAUGUUCAUUACAUUUUCUAUGCUUAGUUAACACUACAAAGUUUAUUCUUGCUGAUUUCUGAUAAAAAUUAUUUAGAAGUGUAUGUCUAUCUUAGAUUGUCAGUACUGCCCUUUACAAGGUCAAAAGCCACAAGUGUUGAGCACUGUCACUUUACAGUCUUUCAAAAUAGACUAUAAGCAUUAAAUAUUUCAUAUUCAGGGACAUGAACUUAAUAUUUGUCUUUUGUGCCAUCCAUUCAAAUUCAGGUACUGUAUAUACUGUACACCAAUGCCUCAACUUUUGUAGGAGACGGUACAUAACACAGUACCUUGAUUAUGCUAUUUUUUUCAGUAAAAUAAUACUGUCAUUAAAAAAGUUGUACUAUACUUCAAAAAAAUGCCUGGUGUAAUCUUGUCAUAAAUGCAGGUCUCAGACAUAGACUGAUGAACCCUAGUUGUUGCCUGUAGGUAAUGGCUGUGAGGAAAGAAGAAACUGUUCUUAUUUCUUUUCUAAUGCUCUCUACACCCAGUUAAAUUUUGCACACUUGUUCUGCUUCAUCGAGUUUAGAGGUAGAAUGCAGGAGCCAGGACUCGACCCUCUCAUAAGAACAUAAGAAUGAACACUGCAGAAGGCCUACUGGCCCAUACAAGUUAGGUCUUUAUCAAAACUACCACUACCCAAAGCUACCCAAGAAGUUACUCCCGUACCCACACACCAAUCAGACCCAACCCUUCCCACUCAUGUAUAUGUCCAGUCUCUUUUUGAAGCUACCCAAGGUCCUAGCCUCUAUCACCCUACUUGGAAAAUUGUUCCAUGCAUCCACAACUAUUCGAAAACCAGUACACCUACCAUCCGACUUACGACCGAGUUUGGUUCCGAGAAACCGGUCGUAAGUCGAAAUGGACGUAAGUCGAACUUUACUACUGAAUAUCAAUAUCACAUUUUUGUAAUGACUUUAUUUUAUUGUUUUAUUUUGAUAUUUCAUGUUUUACUUUACUUUUUAUGCUGUUAGUACUGUAUGUAUUUUAUACUGUAAGGUUUAGGAUAAACACUGUGUACAACACAAUUGUUUAUUUCCCAGAAAUUUGGCAUAAAAAACACGGUCGUAAGUCGAGUGGUCGUAAGUCGAGCAGGUCGUAAGUUGGAUGGUAGGUGUACUUACCUAUUUUUUUUUUUCUCAACAAGUCGGCCAUCUCCCACCUAGGCAGGGUGACCCAAAAAGAAAGAAAAAAUCCCCAAAACAAAAAUACUCUCAUCAUCAUUCAACACUUUCACUUCACUCGUACAUAGUCACUGUUUUUGCAGAGGCGCCCAGAUACAACAGUUUAGAAACAUAAAAAGAUACAAUAUAAAAAGUGACAUGAAAUAAUAUAAUAAACUCCAUAUAGAAUUGAAUAUCAGGACCCCAAUUAUAUACAUAUAUACCAUCCUAUUACACAUCUCUCCAAACUGCCAAUAUCCCAAACCCCUCCUUUAAAGUGCAGGCAUUGUACUUCCCAUUUCCAGAACUCAAGUCCGGCUAUAUAAAAAUAACCGGUUUCCCUGAAUCCCUUCACUAAAUAUUACCCAGCUCACACUCCAACAGCUUGUCAGGUCCCAAAAACCAUUUGUCUCUAUUCAAUCCUAUCUAACAUGCUCAUGCAUGCUUGCUGGAAGUUCUCUACAUAUUAUUCAAACCACUCAUUGCUCUCAAACAUAACAUCUCUACAGCCUCUAGCCUCCUUUUUUGCUGCAUUGUCUAAAGUCCUCACACCCAUGUAAGUGUUGUUGCCUUCAGAUAAGCUUCCUUCCACAGCUGCAUCAACACUCUAGCUCCCUUUUCCUCCUUGUUUAUUUUAGGGUUCACUGGUGAGUGGCUCUUGAUUCUAGGAAUUGGACUUAUCCUCCCCUUUUGGAUCAAAUCUGAUGCCUCCCAUCUGCCGUCAAGUUGACUCCCAAUAAUCCUUCCCUUCAAUCUGAUAUUCCAUCUUUCAUUAUCCAGAUUUUGAUACUCUCAUCACCGUAUUCAUUUCUAUAUUUAUUUAUAAUUUUCUUUUACAUACACUCCAAAACUAAAAACCCAUUCUUUGCAACUGUUUUUAAAGAACCUCCCUAAAGAAUUGCAUUAUUGGCAUUGAGCAACUGUAGCAACUAACACUUCAUACAAGAUUCACUGUCUUUCAGUCCUAUACUUCUCCCCGAAGACUUAGCAUUUACUUCAUAUAGAACCCCCAUGUGUGUAUUAUGUAUCUUUGUUUCUGUCUCCUAUCUUCUUCCUUCCCUGUUGAAUGUCCUUUCAAGGGAGGUAUCUGGAUCUAGGUGAGGGCUCUUUGAUAUAUAGAAUUGAAGCUACUUUUUACUUCCUUGAACCAAAACUGAUUACCUCUCAUAUAUGAAGAAGAAAGACAGGUUGCAGUACAAGCUUUUAUAGGGACAGUGUUUGACACAGAAUAGAACAUUUGACAUGGUUCUUAAUAGGUGGAGCAUUAAUAUAGCUCUUCAUGGUGGAAUAGCAAUAUAGCUUUCUAUAGAGUGAAAUAUUGUUUUACUAAAAGCGUGUUUUGUAAGUUGCCUUUUCUGUAAAUGUGUUGGCAGUUCAUCAUUUGGAUCUACCCUCCCAUUUUCUAGGCACUGAGAGGCCCCCAUACAGGUUUAGUGUUUGUCAAUGGUCCAGGAAGGACCCAAAAUCUUUUAAAAGUUUCUUCAUCCAACUGCAAGUUAGUUGUGAAUGGAGACAAGUGUGUACAUGCAACCCAUCCUCUUAACUCCCAUAAGCAUCUGUGUGGAUAUCUCAUAUAAGGUUUGUGGCAAAUUUCUUGGUUAGAUUAGCUUAAGUUGUCCUCCAUAACAAAUUAUAACACCACAAAGACAAAGAUACAAUAUAGGAUAAGAGCAACAAAACUUCUACCAUGCGAACGAAAAACAGGCACUUUCUGAGCAUGGGAGACAUAACUGUUAGAUUUUCACUGGUUAAGGUGCCUUCAUCAGUCUCCCAUUUGACUGUCUUUACAACUUGUGAAAUAAUGUCAGUGAUUAAGAGGAUGGGCUGGUACACAAGACAUUGCUAACAUCCAGCAGUGUAUGUGGGAAUACAUAAUUGUGUUAUAUUAUUGCAUCUGUGUGGGCCUGCAUUAUGUACACCACUUAGCUCUGCAGUGUUCAGUCUGUUGAAUUAUGACAUACCAGGCAAAUGAUAAAAGGAUACUUGCAGCAAGAUGAGACCAUUCUUAGUAUGAUGAAUUGCCUACACUAAGCUCUAAGUACAUGAGGGUAAAUCAAACUUAUAAUGUUCUCCUUUUCCUGUAGGCAUAUUUUUACCAAUAUUCACUCUACAUGUAGAGAGAUUAUCCUCUUUUGUAAUGGCUUCAACUGUACAACAUAUUGUUCAUGUUUUUUCCUGCAUUUAAAAAUGCAGUACAUACACAUGCAGUCAAACCAGUUUUUGUACUUUCACAUUUUUAUAUAAUUAAAUUACUAGUGUAAAAGCCAGGUUUGGAACAAUUACUUGUAUAUAGUGGAUGGAUUGAUAAAAGUAAACCGGAAUGGAGCAAACACUUUCUGGUAUAAGUAUCAAGCUAUUGUGGAAAACUCAAUGGAGAUUCCUUGAUGCUCAUAAGGGGCUCUUGAUAAAAGAAAUUGGACAUGUUCACCCCUUCCUUGGAUCAAACUUCAUUGAAUCCCAUAUCUCCAUGUGCUGUAUGAAUUCUGUGAGUUUAUAGCUUCCCCCUGAAUGGUGAUGAUGAUAACGUGAGAAAAAACUGAUAGUCCUUGCACAAGAUGGAGAAAAAUUUGGGUAAGCAAUUUUUACCAAAAUUUGGUGAAUGUUAAAAUUCAAGUAUUUGGGACUAUGAUGUAAUGCUUGCUCUGGAUCCAACGAAUUGAAGCUGUCCUCCCUUUCCUUGGAUCACAUCUGAUUACCUCCCAUUUCCCAAGGCUCUGUAUAAUUCCUACGGGUUUAUUACUCCCUAUGAACAAAAUACAUAUAUUUGUAAAAGAGAGUCAGCAUAUUUCUAUAUUUAUUAUUUUUUUUUGUGUGUGUGUGUGUGUGUAUUACAGUAGUUUAUUUGGUAGUUUAACCCAACAAUAGAUUUUAAUUACAAAAUUUAAACAAUUUCUCCAUAUGUUUGCUCAGUCUGUCAUUCAUAUCUGUAUAAAAAAAAACACGUUUUCUGUGUUGUUGGGGCUGAUGAGGGUCAUAUCAGUGAGGAAAUAUUCCUCAUAUCUGGGCAGAAGUAUUAAAAGGAAUAUGUUCAGAGACAGGAAAGGUAAACCCACUAAAAUCUGGGCAGAGUGAGACACAGACAGGCACGUGCAUGCACACACACAAAUCCAAGUGUGGCUUUCAGGAAUGUCAACAAAGUCUUACUGGGCACUUUACAUAACAAAUGUCAGGCUCAUCUUGGGGGAUGUAUCACCAGUAUGGAACCCCCACCUGAGGAAGUGUGUUAAAAACUGAAGAAAGUGGAGAAGUAUGCAGUAAGGCCUGUUCCUGAGUUGAGAGGAAUGAACUGAGGAGAGGCUAAUGGAAUGGAGUCUAACGACAUUGGAGGAUAUAAGAACCAGGGGAGAUAAGAAAACACAAAAUACUAAGGGAAAUCGAUAGGGUAGAUAGGGACAGGUUGUUUGAGAGGUGAGAAAUGAGUACUCUUGGACACGGCUGGAAGUUGACACAGAUGAGCCACAGGGCUGUCAGGAAGUAUUUCUUUAGUGUCAAGGUGGAAUGAUCUCAGUGAAGUGGUGGAGGCAGGUUCCAUAUGUAGUUUCAAGAGCAGGUACAGUAGGGCCCACAAGGCUAGGAGGGAGUGAAUCUUGGCAAGUGAUAAGAGGCAGGGCCAGGAGCUGAGACACAACCCCUGCAGCCACAUUAAUAGACGAGUGUGUGAGCAUGCACAUGCACAUGCGCGCAUACUAACAAUCACUUAACUGCUUUCCAUUCAAGCCUUACAAAAAUUCACAUUGUAGAAGUAAGGAGCUGGUAUUUGGCACCCCAUUCCAUGUGCUGAACUAGCUCAGUAUAGGUAGGAUAAGCAUCCCGAGAAAUGAACAGGAAAAACUUGCUAGCAGUGCUCAGGGCAGAGCAAGAUUUUUAUGCAUUUGGAUCAAGUUUACAGCACAACGGUGUUCUAGCAAUUGAGGGAAAUCAUAUAUCUCUUGUGAUUAACCCUUUCAGGGUCCGUGCCUUAGUUCUAUGGCUUUGAGUUGAGGAUCCAAACUGUAGAUCUACGCCAUGAGCUCAGCUCACUCUGAUAAGCUGUGAGUGGUAAAUUUGGGCCUAGAUAUGAGAGAAUACAUCUAUGUGGUAUGUGUGCACCACAUAAAACAAAUCCUGCAGCACAGUGCAUAAUGAGAGAAAAAAAAAAAAAGAGACCAUAAUUUUCAAUUAAAACGGCAACUUUGCGAUUUCUAUGCCGGGGGCAGGGGGCUGGUAACCCCUUCUCUUGUAUAAAUUACUAAAUUUAAAAAGGGAAACUUUCGUUUUUCUUUUUGGGCCACCCUACCUUGGUGGGAUACGGCCGGUUUGUUGAAAAAAAAAAUUACGAUUUCUUGAUCUCAUUUGAUAGAAUGGAAGAUAUAUUACAGAAAUAGAGAUGAUUUUGAUUGGUUUUAGUAUGGAAAUGGCUUGAAACUGAGCUCAAAGUAGUGGAAAUGUUAAAUUUCUGCCGAUGUUCAAGAGUAAACAAAUGAUCUCACACGUCUAAUACACACCAGCUGGUGGGUCUAAUAUAUGUUCACAAAUGUGGUGAUAUUAUUUAUACAAUUAUUACAGUGUUGCAUUACAGUAAAUCUUUUAAUUUUUGGUUUGAAUAAAAAUUCAUUAUGUGAAUAAAAAAUCAAAAUGAAAUUCAUUUGUAAAACCUGAAAACAUAACUAAUGAACAGAGGAAAUGUUAGUUUAGUAUCAGGAAUGCCUGCAUUGUUUAUUCUGGACCCUAUUUUGAAAUUUGAAUAUAUUUUGAACUUUGCGUUCAGUUGGCCAAAUUACCAAUUUCCGAUCACUUUAUUUUGUGGUUGAAACGGUUGACUUGGCAAUUUCUUGUGCUCAAUCGAUAGAAUAGUAGUAAUACUAGUGAAAUAGCCAAGAAUUUGGUCGACUGGAAUAAUGUAAUUGGCCUAAAAUGGGAGUCAAAGUCGGCAAAAUUGCUGAUGUGUAAAUAUCUCUGACACAUCAAAAUUCGCAAGAGCAUAAUUUCGUCAAUUUUCCAUCAAAUUUCGUACUUUUUUUUAUUAACUUCAGAAAAAUAUUCUCUACCAUUUCAUAAGAAAAAAUAACAAAAUUAUUUUUUGAAAGUUCUUGGACCCUGAUUCACACUUUGAAAUUUGGCCUCUGGACCCUGAAAGAGUUAAAAUUGUUUAAAUUUUUACCUUAAUUAACAAGGUACUAUAGUUCAUCCCAGUGGAAUUUAAUGUCCUCUUUUCUGUAUUGUGACUCAGAAUCUCAUUUGAAAUAUCAAAAGAUUAAACAAAUUUGAUUUUUUUAGAAGCCAUUUCUAUGAUAUACAUGUAUACUACUUAUUUCCUCAUUGGCUCUAAUAAUUUUACAGUGUUACUUACUGAUUUAUACAUUAAUUAACAUUUUCUUUUUUUGUAUAUACUGCUGAUUUCCUCAAUGGCUCUAAUAAUUUUACAUUGUUACUGAUUUGUACAUUAAGUAACAUUUUCUUGUUUUGUAUUCUUUCCAUAUUUAAAAAUACAUUAAUUUGUAGAAUUGUGCAUUAAUAAGAUAAUUUUUUUAUUUUAAGUGAGUUUUCCAUGACAUGCAAAAACAAAAUUCAACAUUUUCUUAUUAAAAGCUGAAUAAUACUCCCCUUGGUGUUCAUUAACACCCAACUUUGUUUCAUUCAAAGUUUGGGAUUUGUCCCAAUGUACAAAAAUAUUCUGUAUGAAGUGUUUAUUAGUCGAUUUAAAUAUUCUUAUCAAUUUCUUAAUUGCUUUUCUGAUAAUUGGCUGAUUACAAUGAAAUAUUAGGAGUCUGCUCUCCUAGGGCAGUUCUAAAAAUCACUUAGACUUAGUUUAUUGUAAUUUAAGUCAAGUAUUUUGGUCAGUAGUUAUCUUAAACAAUACAGUGGCUAUGAAAGACAGUAAAAUAGGAUAUUUUGAGCAUGACCAAGUUUAAAUUAUUGCUGUGCUAUAAUACUGAAGUAUUUUAACAGUCACAUGUAAUAAAAUUAAUGAUAUUGCAAAAUGAAGUUCCUUGUACUGUAUAUCUUGUUAUUUUAGUCUUUCAGUUUAGUAAAGUGUUUAGUUCAAGAAUUUUUUUAUUUGAACAAAACAUUUGUUAAAUAUCUGCUAAGCACUAUCAAAUAAAUAAAUAUAUAUAUAUAUAUUUUUUUUUUCAACAAGUCGGUCGUCUCCCACCGAGGCAGGGUGACCCAAAAAAGAAAGAAAAUCCCCAAAAAGAAAAUACUUUCAUCAUCAUCCAACACUUUCACCACACUCACACAUUAUCACUGUUUUUGCAAAGGUGCUCAGAAUACAACAGUUUAGAAACAUAUAUGUAUAAAGAUACACAACAUAUCCCUCCAAACUGCCAAUAUCCCUAACCCCUCCUUUAAAGUGCAGGCAUUGUACUUCCCAUUUCCAGGACUCCAGUCCGACUAUAUGAAAAUAACCGGUUUCCCUGAAUCCCUUCACUAAAUAUUACCCUGCUCACACUCCAACAGAUCGUCAGGUCCCAAGUACCAUUCGUCUCCAUUCACUCCUAUCUAACACGCUCACGCACGCUUGCUGGAAGUCCAAGCCCCUCGCCCACAAAACCACCUUUACCCCCUCUCUCCAACCCUUUCGAGGACAACCCCUACCCCGCCUUCCUUCCCCUGUAGAUUUAUGUGCUUUCCAUGUCAUUCUACUUUGAUCCAUUCUCUCUAAAUGACCAACCCACCACAACAACCACUCUUCUGCCCUCUGACUAAUACUUUUAUUAACUCCACACCUUUUCCUAAUUUCCACACUGCGAAUUUUCUGCAUAAUAUUUACACCACACAUUGCCCUUAGACAGGACAUCUCCACUGCCUCCAACCGUCUCCUCGCUGCUGCAUUUACCACCCAAGCUUCACAUCCAUAUAAGAGUGUUGGUACUACUAUACUUUCAUACAUUCCCUUCUUUGCCUCCAUAGAUAAUGUUUUUUCGACUCCACAUAUACCUCAACGCACCACUCACCUUUUUUCCCUCAUCAAUUCUAUGAUUAACCUCACCCUUCAUAAAUCCAUCCGCCGACACUUCAACUCCCAAGUAUCUGAAAACAUUCACUUCUUCCAUACUCCUACUCCCCAAUUUGAUAUCCAAUUUUUCUUUAUCUAAAUCAUUUGAUACCCUCAUCACCUUACUCUUUUCUAUGUUCACUUUCAACUUUCUACCUUUACACACAUUCCCAAACUCGUCCACUAACCUUUGCAAUUUUUCUUUAGAAUCUCCCAUAAGCACAGUAUCAUCAGCAAAAAGUAACUGUGUCAAUUCCCAUUUUGAAUUUGAUUACCCAUAAUUUAAUCCCACCCCUCUCCCGAACACCCUAGCAUUUACUUCUUUUACAACCCAUCUAUAAAUAUAUUAAACAACCAUGGUGACAUUACACAUCCCUGUCUAAGACCUACUUUUACCGGGAAGUAGUCUCCCUCUCUUCUACACACCCUAACCUGAGCCUCACUAUCCUCAUAAAAACUCUUUACAGCAUUUAGUAACUUACCACCUAUUCCAUAUAUACUUGCAACAUCUGCCACAUUGCUCCCCUAUCCACUCUAUCAUAUGCCUUUUCUAAAUCCAUAAAUGCAAUAAAAACUUCCCUACCUUUAUCUAAAUACUGUUCACAUAUUUGCUUCAAUGUAAACACUUGAUCUACACAUCCCCUACCCACUCUGAAACCUCCUUGCUCAUCCGUAAUCCUACAUUCUGUCUUGCCUCUAAUUCUUUCAAUAAUAACCCUACCGUACACUUUUCCUGGUAUACUCAGUAAACUUAUUCUUCUAUAAUUUUUACAAUCUCUUUUGUCCCCCUUCCCUUUAUAUAAAGGGACUAUACAAGCUCUCCGCCAAUCCCUAGGUACCUUCCCCUCUUUCAUACAUUUAUUAAACAAAAGUACCAACCUCUCCAACACUAUAUCUCCCCCUGCUUUUAACAUUUCUGUCAUGAUCUCAUCAGUUCCAGCUACUUUACCCCCUUUCAUUCUAUGUAAUGCCUCACGUACCUCCCCCACACUUACAUUCUGCUCUUCUUCACUCCUAAAAGAUGGUAUACCUCCCUGUCCAGUGCAUGAAAUUACCGCCUCCCUUUCUUCCUCAACAUUUAAAAGUUCCUCAAAAUAUUCUCGCCAUCUACCUAACUCCCUCUCCCCAUCUACUAACUCCCCUACUCUGUUUUUAACUGACAAAUCCAUACGCUCCCUAGGCUUUCUUAACUUGUUUAACUCAUUCCAAAAUUUUUUCUUAUUUUCAUUAAAAUUUCUUGACAGUGCCUCUCCCACUCUAUCAUCUGCUCUCCUUUUGCACUCUCUCACCACUCUCUUCACCUUUCUUUUACUCUCCAUAUACUCUGCUCUUCUUAUAACACUUCUGCUUUGUAAAAACCUCUCAUAAGCUAACUUUUUCUCUUUUAUCACACCCUUUACUUCAUCAUUCCACCAAUCACUCCUCUUUCCCCCUGCCCCCACCCUCCUAUAACCACAAACUUCUGCCCCACAUUCUAAUACUGCAUUUUUAAAACUCGUCCAACCCUCUUCAACGUCCCCACUACUCAUCUUUGCACUAGCCCACCUUUCUGCCAAUAGUCGAUUAUAUCUCACCCGAACUUCCUCCUCCCUUAGUUUAUACACUUUCACUUCCCUCCUACUUGUUGCCACCUUCCUCUUUUCCCAUCUACCUCGUACUCUAACUGUAGCUACAACUAAAUAAUGAUCUGAUAUAUCAGUUGAACCUCUAUAAACAUGUAUAUCCUGGAGCCUACCCAUCAACCUUUUAUCCACCAAUACAUAAUCUAACAAACUACUUUCAUUACAUGCUACAUCAUACCUUGUAUAUUUAUUUAUCCUCUUUUUCAUAAAAUAUGUGUUACUUAUUACCAUAUCUCUUUUUACGCAUAACUCAAUUAAAGGCUCCCCAUUUACAUUUACCCCUGGCACCCCAAAUUUACCUACUACUCCCUCCACAACAUUUUUACCCACUUUAGCAUUGAAAUCCCCAACCACAAGUACUCUCACACUUGGUUCAAAACUCCCCACGCUUAACUCAACAUUUCCCUAAAUCUCUCUCUCUCCUCUACACUUCUUUCUUCUCCAGGUGCAUAUACGCUUACUAUAACCCACUUUUCACAUCCAACCUUUAUUUUACUCCACAUAAUCCACAUUAUUAUUAGCAGUUUGGAGGGAUGUGUUGUGUAUCUUUAUACGUAUAUGCUUCUAAACUGUUGUGUUCUGAGCACCUCUGCAAAAACAGUGAUUAUGUGUGAGUGAGGUGAAAAUUUUGAAUGAUGAUGAAAGUAUUUUCUUUUUGGGGAUUUUCUUUCUUUUUGGGUCACCCUGCCUCGGUGGGAGACGGCCGACUUGUUGAAAAAAAUAUAUAUAUAUAUGUCGUGCCGAAUAUGUAAAACUGGCCAAUUAGCAAGAGCUCAUUUAAAAUUAAGUCCUUUCUGAAAUUUUCUCUUAUGAGUUUAAAGAUAUAUUUUUUUCAUUAAUGUUGAUGUAAAAAUUUAUAAUUUUGCACCAAAAGGACUUAGAAAACUUACCUAACCUUAUUAUAACAAGAACAAUUUAUUUUAGCCUAACCCAACUAAAUAUAUUUUAGAUUUGUUUACAAUAAUUUAAUACUAAACAAACACAGUGUAAUAUAUUUUUUUCGUUAGGUUCAGAAUGAUUUUGGCGAAAUUAUUGCAUACACAAAUUUUCACUUGUCCUAUAUGGCAAGAUGAGCGUUGCUAUUUAAGCCAAGAUCACAAGUUCUGCCUAUU
Cherax quadricarinatus is the source of this 13870-nucleotide messenger RNA. RefSeq names its product myoneurin-like. Gene Ontology annotation, biological process: regulation of transcription by RNA polymerase II. Lineage: Eukaryota; Metazoa; Arthropoda; Malacostraca; Decapoda; Parastacidae. Gene Ontology annotation, cellular component: nucleus. Gene Ontology annotation, molecular function: protein binding. The record is from RefSeq and is a predicted model, not a curated record.